Notodromas monacha is the source of this 1362-nucleotide messenger RNA. The record is from the annotation of a GenBank genome assembly. Lineage: Eukaryota; Metazoa; Arthropoda; Ostracoda; Podocopida; Cyprididae.
AUGGGUUGUCCAGUAGAGUUCAGUGCAGCACAGCACAGCACAGUAUUGCCUCGAGUAAUAAUUCUCCUCCGCCUGUCCGCAUCGCAGGUGAAAUUCCUCAAGAGCGGCGCUAUCCCGCUGCAAGACCUGGAACGCGAGGCCGAGCUCCUGUCACGCAUGUCGCACCCCAACAUCAUCAGGAUGUUCGGAGUCACUUACUCCCUCAGCGGCACCCUGGAAAGCAUCAUAUGCGAGUAUAUGGUGCACGGGGACUUGCUUUCCUUCCUCAAGAUUCACAGACCGGAUGAAUCCUACCUCACGCCCAGGGAAUUCGACUCGUGCUGCUACCACGGAGAGGACGACGUGAACAAGUACUUUUUCGGUACUUACGAGUGCGGGGACGGAGCCUUGUUCGAGGGGUCGGUAGGAGCCGAGGGCGGGGAAACGGACCGAGAACCUGUCGGCGGAGCAACUCGCCUGGUUUCCGGUACUUCCGCGGUGAAGCCAGUCAAGGAUCUCCGGACCCUGUCGCUCGAGGACCUGUUGGACAUCGCCAUACAGGUAACCCAGGGACUGCAGUACUUGAGCGAACAGCACUUUGUGCAUCGGGAUCUGGCGGCUAGGAAUUGCCUCGUAGGCAGCGACAUGGUGAUCAAGUUGUCCGACUUCGGUCUGUCGAGAGACGUCUACUCGUCCGACUACUACAAGGUCAGCGGGAAUGCAGGGGCGGUUCCGGUCAGGUGGAUGUCUCCGGAAGCAGUGCAGUUCCGCCUCUUCACGCCGCAGUCGGACAUCUGGUCCCUCGGCGUCGUCUUCUGGGAGAUAUUCUCGUACGGACAGCAUCCGUGGUUCGGCUACUCCAACGAGCAGGUUUUGAGGUUUCUGACGAACCACCAAGUGCUGCGGUGUCCCGAGGGUUGCCCUCGUCGCGUGUAUACCCUCAUGGAAGCCUGCUGGAAGAUCCGACCCGAGAACAGGAUCACGGUGGACAAGAUCCUCGAGGCCCUUCACGACAUUCGACACCAGGCCGCCACGUACUUGGAGAUCCAGUCCAGCGAGUACAGCAUCCAGUUCCUGCCGAGCAUCGCGUUCUACAAGCCGGAAGCCAGGUCCUCGGGCCUCGAGAAGAAGUCCUACAGCCGUACGUGGGGUGACACGUUUCCACGCGGACUUGAGUAUAUCUUGAGUUCCUAUAGAUGGAAGGGCACAAAAGCGGUACAAGUCAUGUCGUAUACCAUGUCCUCUUCCCCGCGGCCUGGACUGAGAAAGGGAGAGAGUUUCGACUUGUCAUUGCUACAAAUUUUGUCGUGGACCAAAGUCAUUUGCUGCAAGCCGGUUGCUAAACACGGGGGAGAAAAGGUCCAAACCGAGAAAAAGGUCUAA